This is a messenger RNA of Oncorhynchus kisutch (coho salmon), 2506 nucleotides long. RefSeq names its product fasciculation and elongation protein zeta-2. The transcript is spliced from 10 exons. Bases 69 to 1493 code for a protein of 474 amino acids. Gene Ontology annotation, cellular component: cytoplasm; axon. The record is from RefSeq and is a predicted model, not a curated record. NCBI's taxonomy places the organism in Eukaryota, Metazoa, Chordata, Actinopteri, Salmoniformes, Salmonidae.
UCCAUUUUCCUUUGACCUUAGUGUUCAGUGAUUGCAGAUCUGUAAAACCCAGAAGGGUGUAAGCAAUAAUGCGUAUGCUCCCCGAAUGUUAUAUUACCAUAUUGCACAUAUCCUGUUUGUAUAGAUCUGCAAACCCCAAGAGGUUAGGACCUUGGAGGUGGCGAAAAAUAGUUUUCGGACGGGUCCACAGAGACACAGCUCGCACUGGAGGAUGCAGUGUCCUGACAUUACUUCGCCGCAUACAUCAUUCAUCAGAGGCACAUAGGGUGUUUCGCCCGGCAGGCAUGGCGGCGCCCUUUGCGCAUUUCGAUGAUGAGUGGCACGAUUUUAAGGAAUUUGAGCCGGUUUCAGAGCAGGGGACUCGGAUGGAACGAGUAAACUUUGUUGUCGAACAGGUGACAGACGUUCUGAAGGUCCUUCCAGAGCUCAACAACAGCUUUUCGGGCGAAAUGGGCAGCUUAAAGUCCACGGAAGAUCUGGUGAACAAUUUAGACGAGAAAUUGACCAUGUGUUUCCGAAAUUUCAACACCAAAGCUGAGAACAUUGCCCCUGUAAACAUUAUCGCCGAGGACACAACACUGAGAAACGACGAGAUCUGGAAUGCUCUUGCAGAUAAUUAUGGUAAUGUCAUGGCAGUAGACUGGAAACAGUCUAGAACCCGCACCCUCCAUCUCCCCAGUCUAAACCUCGAAAACAAACCAAGGGUGGAUGAUGCAACACUGGAGCUGUCCGACGAUGAGGAGCUGAGGGAACAGAUGGACAUGCACACCAUCAUCGUCUCCUGCCUCAAUGACGAACCCCUCUUCACCGCAGAACAGGUUAUUGAGGAGAUAGAGGAGAUGAUGCAGGACUCUCCUGACCUGGAGUCAGAGCAGAACCACCCCUCUCAGUCAGACCUCUCCAUGCUCUCUCUAAACAUCCAGCGCUCCAGAACAAACCACAGCUAUGAAGAGCGAGAGAGGACCCUGUGUUUAUCAGAGCUGAAUGAGCGGCUAGAGGAGGUGGAGACGGUCAUCAGACGUUACAGUGAGGAGCUGAUUCAACACCUGGCCCUCAGGGACGAACUGGACUUUGAAAAAGAGGUGAAGAACAGCUUCAUCUCUAUCCUGAUAGAUGUGCAGAACAGACAAAAGGAACACAAGGAACUACUGAAGAAAAAGAAAAAACUCAAGAGUGGUGCCGGGGCCCCGCAGGGCCGACCAGAGAGAACACAAGCACUAGGAUCACGCUUCAGCAUGGAGGGCCUCUCCUCUGCCAUUCAAAAUGGCUUCUGGCAAACUUUUGGGAGUGGUGGCAUUGAAAGACAGUAUCUGACCACAGUCAUUCCAUAUGAGAAGAAAGGAGGCCCUCCAUCGGUGGAAGAUCUUCAGAUCCUUACCCAAAUCCUGCAAGCUAUGAGAGACGACAGUGACAAGGUGCCCAGCCUUCUGACAGACUACAUUCUCAAAGGGCACUUUACAUGCUUUGCCCAACAUAGACUGGAAGGACAAUAACUGACAUUUUGGAAAUGAGUUGAGGGAUCUGGUUUCAAUGUCAACAAGCAAAAUGAAGAGGACUUGCUCAGUGUAUAAAAAAUAAAAACAUAAGAACACUUAAUUUAUUCUUAAGUUGCUCCUUUUUGUGUAAUACCCAUAGAUGUUUUAUAGCUCAUUCAGUUUUAUUUUCUCCGUGUUGAGCAUGGUGAUUUCACAUACCUUGUGUAUUUGAUUACUUCAAGUAUUUUUUUUAAAUAGUUUUUACUUUAUGUACAGUGUAAAAUGCAGUACUCAAAGUCAUAAGAAAGAUACUCAUACAUUCUAGUGUAGCAUCUACUGUAUGUGGCUGAUUUCAACAGCCUUUUUGGACGAAAGGGAGCCUUACAUUUUUGGCCCUGAAGUAAGAUCGAAGCUACUCAUAUCCAAAGGUUUGUGUCUUAAUUGAAUUAACCUAAUCUGAAGGUCAGAAAUGACUGAGCUGCACUCCACAGCACUUGUAAUAUCAGGGAUAUGAAACAUUUUAGAUUAGUUUUUAAAGUGCUUAAAUACAUUUCAGUAAUAAAAUAAACCUUGAACUAAAUACAUACAUUUUUCUACACAACUCAGUCCACCAUUUGGCAUCCCUAAAAGCACUGCACAUGUAUUUUGUAGUCAUAGCUAAAUACUGUAGUAGUACCAUUGUUGUCAUACUUUGCAAUUCCUUCUAAGGUAAUGUGAACAGAACUGUAACUAAUUACAGAGCACUGAUGUGACUACUAGCUAUGCAUUUGAGUAAAUAAUGACUCACUGAAGCCCUGAAUCAGAGGCACCAUGCAGCCCAGACCUGGCCAGUCUGUGAAGGCUGUGCACACAAGCUGGGCAUUAUUAUAUUUCUAUACACAAUAAAUUAAGAUGCCUUUGUAUUUGCCAGAAUUUUUUGUACAUUGACUUAUUUUUGACAAAAUGUUAUUAUACUAAGCUACUUAUCUGCUAAACUAUUAAUUUACUUUGUAAAUAUUUUAUUUCAAAUAAAUGUAUAAAGUCAAUGAUAA